AUGAAAAAAUUUGUUAAAGCGGUGGUUGAUAUUUUCUCCAAUGAAUACUUGAGGUCUCCAAACAAUGAAGACAUUGCUAGACUUUUAGUCAAUGGGGAAAGACGUGGAUUUCCAAGGAUUCUAGGAAGCAUUGAUUGCAUUCAUUGGAAAUGGAAAAAUUGUCCGACUGCAUGGAAAUGUCAGUACUCUGGUCACAUUCGUGAGCCAACCAUUGUUUUGGAAGCAGUGGCAUCAUUUGAUCUUUGGAUAUGGCAUGCAUUUUUUGGGUUACCUGGGUCAAAUAAUGACAUUAAUGUAUUAGAACGGUCUCCUAUAUUUUCUAAGCUCGAACAAGGACGUGCUCCUGCAGUUAAUUACUCAAUCAAUGGCCAUGAGUAUACAAAGGGAUACUACCUUGCCGAUGGCAUAUAUCCGAAGUGGUCAACAUUUGUUAAAACAAUUCCAUCUCCACGAGGACAUAAGAAAAAAUUAUUUGCAAAAGUUCAAGAGGCGAAUAGAAAGGAUGUAGAGCCUGCAUUUGGAGUGCUUCAAGCAAGAUUCGCAAUUGUGCGUGGGCCUGCAAGAUUUUUCUAUAGUGAAAUGCUCCAAGACAUCAUGAAAGCAUGCGUAAUUCUUCAUAACAUGAUCAUUGAGGAUGAGCGAGAUGUAAAUGAAGCGGUGGAAGUAGAUUAUGAGCAAAUUGAUGACAAUCCUACUAUACAACUGUCACAGGAGAACACAAAUGAAUUUACGGAGUUCAUUGAAACCCAUCAAUGUAUUCGAGACCAUAAAAUUCAUUCUCAACUCCAAUUAGACCUCAUUGAACAUUUAUGGCAAUUACAAGGGGAGUUGUAA
Messenger RNA from Quercus lobata, 834 nucleotides. RefSeq lists its product as uncharacterized. The transcript has a single exon. Bases 1 to 834 code for a protein of 277 amino acids. The record is from RefSeq and is a predicted model, not a curated record. Lineage: Eukaryota; Viridiplantae; Streptophyta; Magnoliopsida; Fagales; Fagaceae.